AUCUUCCUCAGCCCCCCAAAAGAACAAUAAUGCAUUCAUGUAAAGUUAGCAUUUCUUCAAUCUCCAGGCUUCAACAAAAUCACUACACUGUCUGCAAUUCACCUGUUCAGAUAAAAGCAAUGGACAUAUAUACAAAAAUCUUUUAGCAAUUAUGAAAUCAACAGUGCCUUCAAUUCUUUCCUGUGAAUUGAAAACAUGCAAAUAUUAUAAUAGAAACAGAUUCAUUGUUAGCAGUGCAAAAGUUUACAACCAGGGUGCAACUAGGCUUGAUCCUCAUGGAAACUUGAUCAGCAAAUGUCGGAAUCUUCUCAACAGCAUUGGCAUUGCCAACUUAAACAUGUAUUUCGAGAAGCCAACACUUGUGCUGAUACGAUGGUGUCAAAGCUCCACCACUUGGGUAAGAGUUAGCAUUAUUUUGAAGAACCACCUGUGGAAGUUAUGCAACAAAUGACUUCCAGGUGUUUGUAGGCCUCAAGCCUUUAAUUUGAUCAGCGGAUAAAAACACUGUCCAUUGUACACCCCAAAAAAAUAAAAAUAAAAAGGGGCAAAUAUACAUAUAUUAUACCUAAUAUAGGGAGGGAAAAGGAGAGAUGAAGGCUGGGUUCAAACUUUAAACUCCUGGGUGGUGUUCCCGCUGAGCAAGUGACUCUUGUCCCUUUGCCUGGCGAGUGCAGAACUCUUUCAUGUGGAUUGUAGCUGAAGAGCUGACUGCUAAAUAUUCUUCAAUGGAAUAAUUUGAAGUGCUUUCAGUCCACCAGUUUUUAUAGAAACUUUGCAAGACAUUCUUCAAGAGAGACCUUUAAAAAAAUCAACAUUUUAAAAUUAUCGAAAUGCAUGCCAAUCAAAACUUUAACCACAAAAACAAGCAAAAAUAAUUAAGUUAUAGCCAUUCCCUAAUCAGUAAUCACAGGUGUAAUAUUACCCAUGUCAAGCAAAGAACUUGUUCCAUUCAUUAAGUGAAACUCUGACUAAUCAAAAAAUUUCUUUCUC
Molecule: messenger RNA, 990 nt
Organism: Rubroshorea leprosula
Lineage: Eukaryota; Viridiplantae; Streptophyta; Magnoliopsida; Malvales; Dipterocarpaceae
Source: the annotation of a GenBank genome assembly